AUGGUCCAGGAUAUACCGUCAGGAGAAGCGCUGCAACAGAUUCGUCUGUUCCGCAGGCAAUAUCUGCAGCUGCUCGAUGCUCAAAACCUGACUUGGCCUUCUUCAGAGACUCUUCGCUCAUCUCAAGCCCAAGAAUGGUUAUUCGAGAAUCUCUUCCAAACAGACGAUGUCUCUCACUUUCUGCCUCCUGAACGAUACCGUCUUCGUGUCUUGAAGCUACUCAUGUCCAAGAUUGAGAACUCCAUAGUAGAUCCAGAAGAAGAUGUAAGCGUGUCUUGUCUCAUUCCUGUUUUGUCUGCUUUUCUGAUGUUUGUGCUUUCGUCGUUAUCANNGGGAAUAUCGGACAAUCUCAUGUCCACAUUAGCUGAACUGAUGUUUUCUCCCAUGCCGGAUGAUGCCACUGCUGCUCAGCAGCGAAACUGGGUAACGUACACACCACUCGGUCAGGAUUCGCCCAUCUUAGACAAAGAACCUGAACUGAAGCUGCUUGAGAAUCGUGCAGUGAUCUCAGGUGCGGGUACUACAGGGUUGCGGACUUGGGAAGCGGCCCUUCACCUCUCUUCUUAUCUGCUUUCCUCACCCGAACUGAUAGCAAGUAUCAAAGGCAAGAAGGUGAUUGAACUUGGUGCGGGCACAGGACUAUUGUCCAUCUUGUGUGCCAGCCAUCUAGGUGCUUCACAUGUCACAGCCACCGAUGGUGACGAAGGUGUUGUACAAGCCUUGCAAGAGAAUGCAGCCUUCAACGAUGUCAAGGAUUCAAUGGACAUUGGCGUAUUAUGGUGGGGUCGAGCUUUGAAGGGGUCUUGGAUGUAUGAGAAAGACCCUUCGUUUUCUUGUGAUCUGGUUCUUGGUGCCGAUGUCACAUACGACAAGGCAGUCAUUCCAGCACUAGUCUCUACCAUGAGAGAUAUGUUCGAAGCCUGGCCUCAUGUCCGAAUCAUCAUUUCAGCAACCAUCCGGAACACCGAUACAUUUGCUGCUUUCGAAUAUGCUUGCGCACACAAUGCAUUCAAGGUCCAUGAGGUGGACUACCCUCUGGUUCCUAUGGAACAGCAGACUUCCCUCUUCCACCCUACCGCGGUUCCAAUCAGAAUCUUCUCAAUCACCGCACCGGAGACGCAGAGGGAUCCUUUUGCAGUAUAA
Messenger RNA from Aureobasidium musti, 1143 nucleotides. NCBI's taxonomy places the organism in Eukaryota, Fungi, Ascomycota, Dothideomycetes, Dothideales, Saccotheciaceae. The record is from the annotation of a GenBank genome assembly.